Messenger RNA from Calliphora vicina (urban bluebottle blowfly), 1541 nucleotides. RefSeq names its product alpha-1,2-glucosyltransferase Alg10 (gene Alg10). The coding region runs from base 44 to 1396 and encodes 450 amino acids. Gene Ontology annotation, biological process: protein N-linked glycosylation; dolichol-linked oligosaccharide biosynthetic process. Gene Ontology annotation, cellular component: endoplasmic reticulum. The transcript is spliced from 5 exons. Gene Ontology annotation, molecular function: dolichyl pyrophosphate Glc2Man9GlcNAc2 alpha-1,2-glucosyltransferase activity. The record is from RefSeq and is a predicted model, not a curated record. NCBI's taxonomy places the organism in Eukaryota, Metazoa, Arthropoda, Insecta, Diptera, Calliphoridae.
UUUAAACAAAUUAAAAAGAUUUAAAUAAUAAUAAAACAAAAAAAUGCAAACCUAUAUAUGGCCCAUAUUGCUGCCAUUAUUAUUUCUGGCCUAUUCAUUGCCUUUAUUCUUAAGAGUCUAUGCCACCACCCAAAUGGUCAUAGAUGAGGAGUUUCAUUUAAGGCAGGGCCUACAUUUUUGCAAUAAAAGAUUUGAGGUGUGGGACUCUAAAAUCACCACUUUUCCUGGACUCUACUUAUUUUCUUUGGUGUUAAAUCCUUUGGAUUUUUGUUCGGUGUUGGGUUUGAGGCUUAUAUCUUUAGCAGCAGCUGCUAUUAAUGUGGUUUUAUUGUAUAAAAUCAGACGCAAGAAUUUGGAUAAUAUACAAUCAUCUUUAGCCGCCCUAGAUGCAUUUACUAUAGCUGCAUUGCCUCCUUUAUAUUUCUUUUCGCAUUUAUACUAUACAGAUACCUUGUCUAUGACCGCUGUUUUAUUGUUUUAUAUGUACUGGCAAAAGGAGCAACAUUUGCAGGCCUCUGUUUAUGCUGCCGCCAGUGUUCUUAUGCGCCAGACAAAUGUUGUUUGGCUGGGCAUGGCUUUUGGUACUACAGCAUUGGAUGUACUCACCAAAAAUUAUGCGGAAUUUAAAAGUAUUAAGGCACAGGAUGUUAAGUUAUAUAAACCCAAGGUCAUUUUGGAAAUUGUAACCAACUUUAAACUUUUACUGAAAUGUAUUUGGCAUAUACUCAAGAAAGGCUGUUUCUACAUGAUUAUAAUACUGCCCUUUUUAGGUUUUGUUUACCUAAAUGGUUCUAUAGUUUUAGGGGAUAAAAGAGCCCAUGAAGCCUCAAUACAUAUACCACAGCUAUUUUAUUUUUCCAUAUUCUGCCUAAUUUUCGCUGUCUCCAAUACAUUGUGUCAACUGCGUGCCACUUUGCAAUUAGUAUUAAAAGAAAAACUUAUAUUCAUCUUCCUAACUGGGAUUUUUAUGCUGAUAGUCAAAUGGAAUACUUUGGUACAUCCUUAUCUUUUAGCCGAUAAUCGCCAUUAUAUUUUCUAUAUAUGGCAACGUUUUUAUCAUCGUUAUUCCUGGUUCCGUUAUGCCAUGUGUCCAAUAUAUGUGUUUGCCUUAAUGGCCAUACAUCAAGGUCUUAAGCAUUUACGUUCAUCGUUUAAGUUAAUGUUUUGGUUGGCCGUGUUUUUGGUUUUAUGCUUUCAACGUUUGUUGGAGCUUAGAUAUUUCUUAAUACCUUUUGUUUUGUUCCGUUUGAAUACCAGGCCAAAUCUUAAGAAUCGUUUAGCACAAUGGUUGGAACUGGGUUUCUAUGUUGUGUUGAAUGCUUUGACAUUUUAUAUAUUCUUUACCAAAGAAAUUAAAUGGAAAGAUUUUAAAGAACCACAAAGGAUUAUAUGGUAAUGAGAGGAGGAGGACGUUAAUAGUGGUAACAGACAUACAUAUGAGCAUGAACUAAACUUGUAAAAGACUUAAUAUGAAUUAUAUAAUAAUAAAUAUAUUUAUGUCAUUUCAGAAUUAUGUAUGAUUGGCUAUUAAGUAUUCUGGA